Messenger RNA from Saccostrea cuccullata (small rock oyster), 885 nucleotides. RefSeq lists its product as uncharacterized. The transcript is spliced from 4 exons. The record is from RefSeq and is a predicted model, not a curated record. The coding region runs from base 264 to 845 and encodes 193 amino acids. Lineage: Eukaryota; Metazoa; Mollusca; Bivalvia; Ostreida; Ostreidae.
ACGAAACCGUUCCUUCAGUAGAUGUAGAAUUUGAUGGUUUUCUUUGGACAGAAGAAAACACAACCGACGGAACAGAACACGACUCUGCCAUCAGGUUCCUUUGCAAGUUUUCAUUAUUACGAUAUCAAAGCCUCUACUACCGUAUUAUAUGGUAUUUGGACGACAUUGAAGUCGACUUAAACCAAGUAGUCUCAGAAUCCACAAAACGGAAUGCGACUAUAACAGCAUACGAAAUUCUAGAAAAGGGGAAAAAACUGGGAACAAUGAUACAAUGCAGAGUAGGGGCUAUGCUUCAAGAGGAUGUAAAAGGAUGCACGACAAAAGCCAGUUCAUUUUUUUUUGCAGGGAUUAAGGUGCUUACUCCAAAAGUCACUUUAUCUACAGAAACAGUUUCAAUAAUAAAGCUUCAAUCCAACGUUCCCUUUGCUGAUUCUUUUGUCUUAUAUGGACAGACGCCAUUUGAAAGAAGUCUGAGUAUAUAUUUGUCAAAUCCAAGCGAUACCGAUUCUACCUGCAAGGGGCGGUCUACAAAUUAUUAUAAAUGUGAGCAGUUAAUUCCUUCCUUAAGUUUUCCUCGUCGUUUUGAAAAUGAUGGUAAGCACAUUGACUGGAAUAAAACUAUAGAGUUUCAAGUGACAGUCAAGAAAAGCAUUCAAUAUGGUUUUCCACCAAGCGAAGUCACUCUUCGUUUAAAGACUGGAGACGUUCAUGGCCAUGGAAGCAAAUUCUUUGAAAAUGUAUUUCUGCGAGAUGUUUUGGUACAACUCAUCGAUGAGGAUCCAAAGGCGCUGCCCUCCUGCCAUUCUGUCACUGAUCCUCAUAUGAUGUCCUUUGACAAAGUGUGAGUGAAAUUAUAAAUUGGUAUUUCAAAGUUUCAUCGCUCAG